GUUUGGCUACAAAACUGCCAGGUCUCUCAACGCUCGUGCACUCUGUCCCUAUUCACUGACAGCGAAGCAAGACAAGCAACGUCCUUACAAUGACUUCAAAGCACAUUCCACGCGUUUUCAACUCGACCAGUGGACUUCUUGCAGUGAUGCGAGAGUUCUUGGCGAGUGUGGACCGCCUGAACCAAACUGUGCUGUUUCCCGUCAGAUUACAGGAUCUGGACCAGUCUCAGCUGACCAGCGAUGACCAACUGCUGCAACUCAUUAAACAGACCACAGAUGACGACAAAGAAGCCAUGGAUCUCUUCGCGGUGUACAUGCUGUUGCUGAAUACGAGAAGCGAACUCCUGUCAGGGUGUGACGUCGCCGGGAAGUCGUCUGCCGGCGACUCGUUGCUAGGGCAACAGCUGAAGUCGAUGGCCAGCAUGCUACAGAGCCUGACAAAGAUGGCGAAUACAAUACGAGGGCAGUACGAGACGUCAUUGUACCUCGUCUAGUGACGUAACAGCUGUAUACAACAUUUGACACAAACCAGCGUGCGAUGGGGACCGCCGUCUUCUAGCUGGAUUUUUUCCGAGUGCAGCGCAAAACAAGAAACCACUUGAAGAUUCAGGAGGAUGCUGUUUCUCAAGCAGAUAGUAUUGAGUUUGGUGUUUGGUUUUUGUUGGUUGUUGUGAUUCUGUGGCAAUUGUUGUUUUGAUCAUAGUUGUGAUCAUUUAAGAAGUAUCCCUUUCUGAAGUAACCCUUUCAAAUGCUCAAAUUCAAUGUAAAGGGUGUGGAUAUUUUGACCAGCGUAAUAAUAAAAUUUCGGUUUGCAAAAUGA
Haliotis rubra (blacklip abalone) is the source of this 820-nucleotide messenger RNA. RefSeq lists its product as uncharacterized. Gene Ontology annotation, biological process: regulation of lipid biosynthetic process. Gene Ontology annotation, cellular component: cytosol. NCBI's taxonomy places the organism in Eukaryota, Metazoa, Mollusca, Gastropoda, Lepetellida, Haliotidae. The transcript is spliced from 5 exons. The record is from RefSeq and is a predicted model, not a curated record. The coding region runs from base 90 to 494 and encodes 134 amino acids.